Cervus elaphus (red deer) is the source of this 6939-nucleotide messenger RNA. It is a transcript of the gene SIPA1L2, whose product is annotated as signal induced proliferation associated 1 like 2. The transcript has 24 exons. Gene Ontology annotation, cellular component: cytoplasm. Gene Ontology annotation, molecular function: protein binding; GTPase activator activity. The record is from RefSeq and is a predicted model, not a curated record. The coding region runs from base 549 to 5828 and encodes 1759 amino acids. Gene Ontology annotation, biological process: activation of GTPase activity; regulation of small GTPase mediated signal transduction. NCBI's taxonomy places the organism in Eukaryota, Metazoa, Chordata, Mammalia, Artiodactyla, Cervidae.
GGAGCCGGCGGAGCCGGAGGAGGACGGAGGAGGAGGAGCAGCGCCGCGCCCCCGCCCCGACCGCCCGCCCGCUCGCUCGAGCGCAGGCCGAUCGCUCCAGCCGCAGCCGGCGGGUCCCGGCCGCCUCCCGCCGGAGCCCGGCGCGGGCAGGGUCCGGGCCGAUGGGCAGCCCCGGGCAGCGGCGGGCGGCGAGGAGGCGGCCCCGGUAGGCGCCGCCGCGAGCUCGCGGGCUGCAGCAGGUCGCGGUGGACUGCGUCUCCGAGGAUCUUGCUCUUGGCCGUGUGAGCAGGAGCUCACCACCCCCAGCCAGGUGAAGGAAACACUCCUGGCCAGAUGUCUUAAGGGAUGCUGCUGGAAAGGACGGAGGUGGACAAAAUUAUUACAGACUGAGAAGCAAGUUGGUUUUGGGGGAACCAUACUCUGAGGAUGUUGUUUGCGUUUGGUUAACAAGAGGAAAUACAGCUCUAGAAGAAGCCUUUGUAAAUAACAAUGUAAUUAGGUUUACAGCAGUCUUCUGGUGAGACUGGGAGCUCCUUGCCUUGGCAGACAUGAGUGACCCCAGGCAGUCACAAGAAGAAAAGCACAAACUCGGCAGAGCCUCUUCAAAGUUCAAGGAUCCUCCCCGAAUCAUGCAGUCAGAUGAUUAUUUUGCUCGAAAAUUUAAAGCCAUCAACGGCAACAUGGGACCCACCACUUCUCUAACUGCCUCCAGUUCCAAUGAGAGUGGUGGUCCAGCUAAUGGUACCCCGGCCGUGCCCAAGAUGGGUGUGAGAGCAAGGGUGUCUGAGUGGCCUCCUAAAAAGGACUGCUCCAAGGAACUGACCUGCAAGACCCUAUGGGAAAGCCGAUCCCAGACCAGCUAUGAAAGCGUCACAUCCAUUAUACACAAUGGGCAAAAUGAUGGGAGCGAUGGCCAACAGGAGGAGCCGCUCGAUCUGGACUUUGUGGAGGCAAAGUAUACCUUCGGAGACAUCUUUGUGCACUCCCCACAAAGAGGACUGCACCCCAUAAGACAGAGAAGCAAUAGUGAUGUCACCAUCAGUGACAUUGACGCAGAAGACGUCUUAGACCAAAAUGCAGUGAACCCCAACACAGGGGCUGCCCUUCACAGAGAGUACGGAAGCACAUCGUCCAUCGACCGGCAGGGCUUGUCGGGGGAGAACUUUUUUGCUAUGCUUCGAGGGUAUCGGCUGGAGAACUAUGACCACAAGGCCAUGGCCCCUUUUGGGUUCCCCGAGUUCUUCCCCUGCGACCCAGCGAUCUCCCCCAGCCUUCACGCUGCAGCACAGAUUUCUAGAGGCGAGUUCGUACGCAUCUCAGGAUUAGACUAUAUGGACAGCGCCCUCCUCCUGGGGCGAGACAGGGACAAGCCUUUCAAACGGAGGUUGAAGUCAGAGUCAGUGGAAACGUCCCUCUUCCGCAAGCUGCGGGCCGUGAAAAGUGAGCAUGAGACGUUCAAGUUCACCUGCGAGCUGGAAGAUGGGCGUCUUGAGAGGGGGGUCCGCCCUUGGAACUGCCAGCGCUGUUUUGCACACUAUGAUGUCCAGAGCAUCUUGUUCAAUAUCAACGAAGCCAUGGCCACGCGGGCGAACGUGGGCAGGAGGAAAAACAUCACCACCGGGGCCUCGGCGGCAUCCCAGACUCAGAUGCCAGCCGGCCCGCCGGGCAGCUGUGACUCCCCGCUGGGGAGCAAGGAGGACCUCAACUCCAAAGAGAACCUCGAUGCCGAUGAGGGUGACGGGAAGAGCAAUGACCUGGUCCUCAGCUGCCCUUACUUCCGGAAUGAGACAGGCGGGGAAGGCGACCGGAGGAUCGCCCUGUCCAGGGCCAACUCGUCGUCCUUCAGUUCUGGGGAGAGCUGCUCCUUCGAGUCUUCGCUCAGCUCUCACUGCACCAACGCGGGCGUCUCGGUCCUGGAGGUGCCCAGGGAGAACCAGCCCAUCCACAGGGAGAAGGUGAAGCGUUAUGUCAUUGAGCACAUCGACCUGGGGGCCUACUACUACCGCAAGUUCUUCUACGGCAAAGAGCAUCAGAACUACUUUGGAAUCGAUGAGAACCUCGGCCCUGUGGCAGUCAGCAUCCGGAGGGAGAAGGUGGAAGACCCCAAGGAGAAGGAAGGGUCCCAGUUCAACUACCGGGUGGUCUUCAGGACAAGUGAGCUGACAACGCUGAGAGGAGCAAUUUUGGAAGAUGCCAUACCCUCUACCGCCAGGCAUGGGACUGCACGUGGGCUCCCGCUCAAAGAAGUUCUGGAAUACGUCAUUCCUGAGCUCAGCAUCCAGUGCCUGAGGCAAGCCUCCAGCUCACCCAAGGUCUCCGAGCAACUGCUCAAGCUCGAUGAGCAAGGGCUGAGCUUUCAGCACAAGAUCGGGAUCCUGUACUGCAAGGCCGGCCAGAGCACCGAAGAGGAGAUGUACAACAACGAGACGGCAGGGCCAGCUUUUGAAGAGUUCCUGGAUCUGCUGGGCCAGAGAGUGCGGCUGAAAGGGUUUAGUAAAUACCGAGCCCAGCUGGACAACAAAACGGAUUCUACGGGAACGCACUCGCUGUACACGACGUACAAAGACUACGAGCUCAUGUUCCACGUGUGCACCAUGCUCCCCCACACGCCGAACAACCGGCAGCAGCUCCUGCGGAAAAGACAUAUAGGAAAUGACAUCGUGACCAUUGUCUUCCAAGAGCCCGGAGCACUUCCUUUUACUCCGAAAAGCAUCCGGUCCCACUUUCAACACGUCUUCGUCAUCGUCAAAGUGCAUAAUCCAUGUACCGAAAACGUGUGUUACAGCGUUGGAGUUUCUAGGUCGAAAGAUGUGCCACCAUUUGGUCCACCAAUUCCCAAAGGUGUAACUUUCCCCAAGUCAGCAGUAUUUCGGGACUUCCUUUUAGCGAAAGUCAUCAACGCAGAAAACGCAGCCCACAAAUCGGAGAAGUUUCGAGCGAUGGCCACUCGGACGAGGCAGGAGUACUUGAAGGACCUGGCGGAGAACUUUGUCACAACUGCCACCGUGGAUACCUCCGCAAAAUUCAGCUUCAUCACUCUGGGCGCCAAGAAGAAGGAGAAGGUGAAGCCCAGGAAGGAUGCCCAUCUGUUCAGCGUAGGAGCCAUCAUGUGGCACGUUGUGGCGAGAGACUUUGGCCAGUCUGCGGACAUCGAGUGUCUCCUUGGGGUUUCUAAUGAGUUCAUAAUGCUGAUCGAGAAGGAUUCCAAGAACGUGGUCUUUAACUGUUCCUGCAGGGAUGUCAUCGGGUGGACAUCUGGGUUAAUGAGCAUCAAGGUGUUUUAUGAACGAGGAGAAUGCAUCCUUCUGUCCUCAGUGGACAGCUGUGCUGAAGACAUCAGGGAGAUUGUCCAGCGCCUGGGCAUCGUGACCAGAGGCUGCGAGACCGUGGAAAUGACCCUGAGGAGGAACGGGCUGGGCCAGCUGGGCUUCCACGUGAACUUCGAGGGAAUCGUGGCAGACGUGGAACCUUUCGGUUUUGCGUGGAAGGCCGGCCUUCGCCAGGGUAGCCGCCUUGUGGAGAUCUGCAAGGUGGCCGUGGCCACACUGACCCAUGAGCAGAUGAUCGACCUUCUCCGGACCUCAGUGACUGUGAAGGUGGUCAUCAUCCAGCCCCAUGAUGACGGCUCGCCUCGGAGAGGGUGUUCAGAGCUCUGCCGGAUCCCCAUGGUGGAGUACAAGCUCGACAGCGAGGGUGCCCCCUGCGAGUACAAGACUCCUUUCCGGAGGAACACCACGUGGCACCGCGUGCCCACGCCCGCCCUGCAGCCCCUGCCCAGGGUCUCCCCGGUGCCCGGCACGCCCGACCGGCUGCAGUGCCAGCCCCUGCUCCCGCAGAGCCAGGCCGCCAUCCCCCGCAGCACCUCCUUCGACCGGAAGCUGCCCGAUGGUACCAGAAGUUCGCCCAGCAAUCAGUCUUCGUCCAGCGACCCCGGACCCGGCAGCAGCGGACCCUGGAGACCACAAGCUGGAUACGACGGGUGCCAAUCUCCCCUGCUGCUGGAGCACCAGGCCUCCGGCCCUUUGGAGUGUGACGGGGCCAGGGAGCGGGAGGACACCGUGGAAGCAAGCAGACACCCCGAAACCAAAUGGCAUGGGCCGCCUUCCAAAGUCCUGAGCUCCUAUAAAGAAAGAGGCCUGCAGAAAGACGGAGGUUGCAAGGAUUCUCCCAAUAAACUUUCUCACAUCGGAGAUAAAAGCUGCUCCAGCCACUCCAGCAGCAACACGCUGUCCAGCAACACCUCCAGCAACAGCGACGACAAACACUUUGGGUCUGGGGACCUCAUGGAUCCCGAGCUGCUGGGGCUGACGUACAUCAAGGGGGCCUCCACGGACAGCGGCAUCGACACGGCCCCGUGCAUGCCCGCUGCAGUCCUGGGCCCCGUGCACCUGGCGGGCAGCCGGUCCCUGGUCCACGGGCGGGCAGAGCAGUGGGCCGACUCCGACAUCCCGGGGCCCGACGAUGAGCAGGCCAAGAUGUAUGCGGUCCAUGGCUACGCGCCUGGCAUCUCCACCAGUGGUGCUGCCGACGGCAGCCUGGGCGACCUCAGCGAGAUUUCGUCCCACUCCAGUGGCUCACACCACUCAGGAAGCCCCUCGGCUCACUGUUCGAAAAGUAGCGGGUCUCUGGAUACGUCCAAAGUCUACAUCGUAACUCACGGCGGUGGUCAACAGCCCCCAGGGUCCAUGUCCAAGCCCUACCACAGGCAGGGGGCAGUGAACAAGUACAUCAUCGGCUGGAAGAAAUCGGAAGACAGCCCGCCCCCUGAGGAGCCUGAAGUGGCUGAGUGUCAGGGGCUGUACGGUGAGAUGGACCUGCUGUCCUCGGCAGCUCAGCAGCAAGCAGUAGUGGGAGACGCUGUCUCAGAAACUCAGCACGUGCUCUCGAAAGAAGACUUUCUGAAACUGAUGCUUCCUGACAGCCCCUCAGUGGAGGAGGGGAGGAGGAAGUUCUCGUUCUACGGGAACCUGUCUCCGCGGCGCGCACUGUACCGCACUCUCUCGGACGAGAGCAUCUGCAGCCAUCGCAGGGGCUCUUCCUUCGGCAGCUCCCGCAGCUCCGUCCUUGACCAGGCGCUGCCCAACGACAUCCUGUUCAGCACCACCCCACCCUACCACAGCACCCUGCCGCCCCGGACCCAGCCUGUGCCCAGCAUGGGGAGCCUACGCAGUGAGUGCCCAGGGUGGACCGCGCCGGCCUCGCGGGCUCUCUGGGGCUUCCCUGGUGGCUCAGUGGUAAAGAAUCCGCCUGCCAAUGCAGGAGGCAUAGAGAUGCGGGUUCGUUCUCUGGAUGAGUUCUGGUUCUCCGAUGGGUCCUUAUCGGAUAAGUCCAAGUGUGCAGAUCCUGGCCUGAUGCCCCUCCCAGACACGGCCACAGGGUUAGAUUGGACCCACCUCGUGGAUGCUGCCCGAGCAUUUGAAGGUCUUGACUCAGAUGAAGAACUUGGGCUGCUCUGUCAUCACACCUCCUAUCUAGACCAGAGAGUGGCGUCCUUCUGUACCCUGACAGACAUGCACCCCGAGCAGGACCUGGAAGGGGCCCAGGAGCUGCCUUUGUGUGUCGAUCCUGGCAGCAGCAAAGAUUUCAUGGACCCAGCUGGGGAGCGGUCUCCAUCCACACUGACUGGGAAAGUCAACCAGCUGGAGUUGAUUCUUCGGCAGCUGCAGACAGAUCUUCGGAAGGAGAAGCAGGACAAGGCAGUGCUACAGGCCGAGGUACAGCACCUGCGGCAGGACAACCUGCGGCUGCAGGAGGAGUCGCAGACAGCUGCCGCCCAGCUGCGCAAGUUCACCGAGUGGUUCUUCAACACCAUCGACAAGAAGCCGUAACCAGGCCGCCACCCACCUAGGGCCCCUGGGGAAGCCCGGAGUCCCUUCAUAGUCGCCAACAUGUGGUUUCUUGCUGUGCUUCUGGCCCAUCGUAGCUGUGUUUGCUGUCCCACUCUGUCUAGCACCAUGCCCCCAGCAGGACAGGGAGCCACCGUGUGACCGCAGAGAGCAACGCCCGUGAAGAUGAAUGUAACUCUGGUGUCGAGAUGAAUGUAAACUCUGGUGUCAGUGUGGACCUUUCAGGCUCUGCUGAAAUGGAGCUCUGUGUGGGCUUACCUCACAAGGGACGAUGGUUGGGCUUUAUGUAUCAGGUGACCCGGUAGAGAUAUUAAAGCAGAUUACCAUAGUUUGGGCUUUAGAAUUGUAAAAUAAACAUGAGAACAAAUAAUCAGACAUAUACUUUAAUGUUAAAGGUGCUCUAUUUUUUUGGAUGUACAGUAGUUUUAUUUCCACAGCCACAUUAUCAUAGCAAUAAGAAAGAAGCAGAUCAAAUAGUUGGAAAAGCCGUGUUGGGGCAGGGGGGACAGAAAAAGCACUGAUGUGUCUAACACGAGUUCAAAUGCAGUUCCUUUAGAGACUUAUUUAUUUGCAGGAGCAAACGGUGCCUGAAUAUUAACAGUGUUCUGAUUAAAAAAAAAAAAAAGAUUCAUAUGCCUUGUAAAUGGCUCACUGAGUAGUCACUUCAACUCUUAGUUCACCUUUGUAUAGUUAAUGCUCUGUUGAAAAAAAGCGUCAACCUGCUUACUUACGAGAGCUCUCCUGUGUGCCGUGAGCCAGCAGAAUCACUUGUAUAAUGCCAAAUUUGUUUAUCUUUGUACAGAAGCUUUGAUGAAGUGUCUUGUAUUUAACACCCUUAUUUAAGCUUAUUUAACCUUAAAUUGUUAAUUUUAUAAACUUUGGUUUCACCUGCACUAUGACGGAGGGCAGUGUAGGUGGCAGAGGGCUCAGAAGAGGCUGAGCUUGCCAGAGCAGAGUGAGGAGCAGGGCCGGACCUUCUAACAACUGGAUGCUGCUAGUAACAAGUUGUUUGUAUUGCUUUACCAUUUUUAACUGUUCUAUUUGAGAUGAACGUACCUUUUGCUUUUUUUAAUAAAUGUUUAAAAUGAGUCCA